Molecule: messenger RNA, 1585 nt
Organism: Corylus avellana
Lineage: Eukaryota; Viridiplantae; Streptophyta; Magnoliopsida; Fagales; Betulaceae
Product: COBRA-like protein 4
Biological process (GO): cellulose microfibril organization; plant-type cell wall cellulose biosynthetic process
Cellular component (GO): plasma membrane
Source: RefSeq, a predicted model, not a curated record
AUUGAACUGAAUAAAUCUCUGCAAUAUCAGAAUCAUAAGCUUGAGAUCCUAGCUAUGAGAUUUGCCGUCUCAGCUUUCUUCCUCCUUGUGUUGCUUUCUUAUGCAGCUGCAUAUGAUCCAUUGGAUCCAAAUGGAAACAUUACGAUUAAGUGGGAUAUCAUGUCUUGGACCGCAGAUGGCUAUGUUGCUGCUGUAACAAUGAACAACUUCCAAAUGUACCGCCACAUAAUGAGUCCAGGCUGGACCUUGUCGUGGUCAUGGGCUAAGAAGGAGGUGAUAUGGUCCAUGGUGGGGGCUCAGACCACUGAACAAGGAGACUGCUCCAAGUUCAAAGGAAACGUACCUCAUUGCUGCAAGAAAACUCCCACAGUUGUGGAUCUGCUCCCUGGUGUUCCUUACAACCAGCAAUUCACAAACUGUUGCAAAGGUGGGGUGGUGGCAGCAUGGGGCCAGGAUCCAUCAUCUGCUGUCUCAGCCUUCCAAGUGAGCGUGGGGCUGGCGGGUACUUCUAACAAGACAGUGAAACUCCCCAAGAACUUCACUUUGUUGGGUCCAGGACCAGGGUACACAUGUGGCCCGGCAAAGAUUGUGCCUCCCACCACUUUUCUCACCCCAGACCUCCGCCGGAAGACUCAGGCACUGAUGACAUGGAACGUGACUUGCACUUAUUCGCAGUUUCUUGCCAGGAAAAACCCGAAUUGUUGUGUUUCUUUCUCAUCCUUCUACAAUGAGACAAUCACUCCUUGCCCCUCUUGUGCUUGUGGUUGCCAGAAAAACAACAAGUGUGUCAAGAGCAACUCCAAAAUUCUUCAGAUGAAGGGAAUAAACACUCCGAAGAAAGACAAUACUCCGUUGCUGCAGUGCACACACCACAUGUGCCCGGUCCGAGUGCACUGGCAUGUGAAGCUCAACUACAAGGACUAUUGGCGUGUGAAGAUUGCCGUUACAAACUUCAACUACCGGAUGAACUACACCCUUUGGAGUCUUGUUGUACAGCAUCCAAAUCUCAACAAUGUCACACAAGUUUUCAGCUUUGAUUACAAGCCUCUGGUUCCCUAUGAGUCCAUAAAUGACACCGGCAUGUUCUACGGCAUGAAAUACUAUAAUGACUUGCUUAUGGAAGCUGGGCCGACUGGUAAUGUCCAGUCGGAGGUGCUUCUUCAGAAAGACAAGAACACUUUCACCUUCAAGCAGGGGUGGGCAUUUCCUCACAAGGUUUACUUCAAUGGCGAUGAGUGCAUGCUGCCCCCACCUGACACUUAUCCAUUUCUGCCAAAUGCUGCCCAUAGAAACCUGCUUGCUUUAUCAACAUUGAUUUCUUCAUUGCUUUUCCUGUUGAUGUCUAUCUGGUGAUGGAUGCCUAGACUUUGGAAAUGCUCAGUAUUGAAAAUUUUGAAGCUAAGUUUACUUUAACACAGCCGAAACAGAGCACAGGUAUAAAAGUUCCAACAUUUUUUAAACAACCAUGGAAAUGUAUGCUACAAUAUACGAGCUUGUGAAUAGAAAAUUAUAUUUGAGUCUCAACAAUGGGAUCUAUUUGUAUUUUGAUUGCUGAUACUGCAAUGUGAUACUAAAUCUUCACCUA